AUGUCCAUUGAUAUACCAGAGUGUAAUUAUAAACCAGUGAUCAUCAUCGGUGGUGGACCUUGUGGUUUAGCCAUCGCUUCACGGUUAUGCGAGGCUACCCCAGGUGCAAUUUUCAGCAAUGGCGAACACUCAAGAUUCCAUUGGCUUAAGCAAAGAGGUGGUGGUAGUAAUGUUACAAAGAGUAAACCUAGAGCCAUUGGGUUUGAGGGGAAAUUCGACCCAGAUGACAUUCUGGUGCUGGAUAAAACUGGAGAUUCCUUCAUGUGUCAAUGGCACAACCAAUUCGAUGCAGUUAAGAUCCCACAUCUUAGAUCACCAAUGUUUUUCCAUCCUGACCCUUUGGAUAUCGAUUCAUUGGUUGCAUUUGCACAUUCACAAGGACGAGAAAAAGAGUUGAUGGAAAUACAUGGAGUUGUAGGGAAAGAGAUAUCCAAACAUCAUCAGAAGAAGACCAGGAUGAAACGUAAAUUGUCCAACUCAUUUGCCGGAUCUGGUCUUGUAGAGGUUGAUAGAAGGGACCGAACAGACUACUACAGACCAGGAUCAAAAUUAUUUGAAGAUUUUUGCUCAACUUUGGUUACCAGGUAUGGAUUGGAAAAUGUUGUCCAAAAGGCAACGAUAAUGAACAUCAGGUAUACACUUAUUAAUAAGAUCGGAGCCGACAAAGUUGAGUCAAAGAUGGGAUUUGCAGUUGAAACAUCAGAAGGUGAAACUUUUGGUUGUGAGUAUUGUAUUGGUGCUAUUGGUUUGUCCGGUAAGAUUAAUUAUCCUAUCAAUGGGCUCGGAGACCAUUUCCCAUACGGAUCAUGUCACACCACACACCUUUUCCAAAAUCAAAUCCAGUUACCACCUGAGAAGACAAUGGAAAGGAUACAGGAAGGUAAGCACACAGAAAUGGCAAUUGUUGGCGGUGGCUUAACAUCAGCUCAGCUCACUGAGCUUGUGCUUUCCAAAGGUGUUGAUAAAGUCCAUCUCAUUAUUCGUGGGGAAAUAAAGAUAAAGCAUUUCGAUUUCCACCUUGAAUGGGUUUCCAAAUAUCAAAAUUAUAUGAAAUCGAGCUUUUGGAUGAAAGAUUCAGAUCUUGAACGGUUUCAAAUGAUUGAAAGUGCAAGAGAAGGAGGUUCGAUGAAUCCACAGUAUCACAAAAUCGUUAUGAAUCUUGUUAAAAGUGGUCGAGUUGUAUUGCAUAAGUUCACAGAGAUGGUGAGCAACGACUGGGAUCAAGGAAUGCAAAAGUGGAAAUCCAUAGUGCUGAAAAGCAAGAUUACUGGAGAGCUGAAUGAGCUUUGCGAUGUUGAUUACAUUUGUUUCGCAACUGGUACAUCCCCUGACAUCACCAAUCAGCCAAUGAUGAAGACUUUACUCGACGAAUAUCCCAUUGAAACCAUUAAUGGAGUACCUUGUCUCACAGAUGACCUUCAAUGGAACUCUGAAGUACCCUUCUUUAUGCUUGGACGGUAUGCAAUGCUUAGAACUGGCCCAUCUUCUGCAAAUCUUGACGGUGGUCGUUUAGGUGCGGAGAGGAUUGGAUGGAAAGUUCAGGAUAUGGCAAGGAAAUCCCAGUUGAAGGAGAAACAUAGUAAUCCUGAGACUCUGUUAAGAUGCACCGGAGGUAGAUGUAACUGGUACAGCGUGUUGGGUGAAACGAAUGAAUUUGAUGGUCAGCAAAAGAUUCCGGCCAAUUGA
Molecule: messenger RNA, 1686 nt
Organism: Williopsis jadinii
Lineage: Eukaryota; Fungi; Ascomycota; Saccharomycetes; Phaffomycetales; Wickerhamomycetaceae
Exons: 1
Coding region: 1-1686 (561 amino acids)
Source: RefSeq, a predicted model, not a curated record